AAAUCGCCAAUCAAUACUACAUACAAAUGUCCUGUAUCUCUUUGACCCUCUCCUCUUUUGAUCUCUGCGUUCUCUUUCCUUUCCUUUUUUUCCCUUCUAAUCUGUCUGAUACCAAUUCUUUCCUUGUGCUUGAGAAUGGAAGAAACUGCUUGGAAUGCUGGUUUAGAAGUUGGAAAGUGCUUAAGUGCUCCGAUUGGGCGUCAGUUUAUGUACUUGUACAACUACAAAACCAACUUUCACAAUCUUGAAAAAGGAGCCGGAAAGCUGAAGGAUGCAAGAGAUGAAGUGAAGGCUAAGGUUGUUGCUGCUGAAAAUAAUGUGGAAAAGAUCAAACAGAAUGUUAAGGACUGGCAGGGGGAUGUGGAUUCCACCAUCGAAGAAACAGACAAGCUGAUUCAAGACAAAUCAAACAGCAGUUGUUUCAAGUUGAUCACUUGCUACAAAAAUGGCAGGAAAGCAUGGAAAAAGCUGAACGCUAUAACUGAACUUCUUCAAGAAAAAGAAACAUUUGCUGAAGUCUCUCUUCCUACCUCUCAUGAAGUCAUUCGGCUCACUAACAAAGAUUAUGAGGAAUUUGAAUCAAGAAGGUCAAUUUUCAAUGAUGUGCUGAAGGCAUUAGACGAUCCUGAGGUGGGAAUUAUUGGGGUUUAUGGGAUGGGUGGAAUUGGUAAAACCACACUGGUCAAAGAAGUUGGUCAUCAAGCCAAGAAACAUCUGGUCAUGGAUGAGGUGGUUUUCGUAGAGGUAUCUGAUAAACCAGAUACUAAAAAGAUUCAAGAUGAACUUGCGUAUCAGUUAGGUUUGGAAUUUAAGAAGGAGGCUGAACGAGCGAGCAAGUUGUAUGCGAGACUGAAGAAUGAUAAGAAAGUGCUUGUAAUUUUAGAUAAUAUGUGGGAACAAUUAGAUUUGCAGGCUCUCGGUAUUCCUUCUGGAGAUGACCGUGGGGGAUGUAAAUUAUUGCUGACAGCAAGACAUCGUAAUGUAUUAUGGAGAAUGGAUUGUAAGACGGAUUUCCCGAUAGGUGUCUUAAAGGAAGAAGAAGCUUGGAGCUUGUUUAAGAAGAUGGCAGGUGAUGUGGUUGAUCAAACAAAUAAGCUGAAUUCUCUGCCGCAUGAUGUAUGCAACGAAUGUCGAGGUUUGCCAAUUGUCAUUACUACUAUAGCAAGAGCAUUAAGAAACACGAGACAUCAAUUUCAAUGGAAAGAUGCUCUGCGAGAACUAAGAAAACCUUCUCCAACAAAGUUUGCAGGCUUGCUAGAAAAAGAAUAUAGAAAUAUAGCAUUGAGUUACAAUUAUCUAAGAAGUGAUGAGCACAAGAAAACUUUGCUAAUUUGUAGCCUAAUGGUAAAUGAUACUACCAUUUCAGACUUGUUCAAACUCAUUAUGGGUUUAGAUAUACUGGAAGAAGCUAACCUUACUAUGGAAGAAGCACGAAAUAAGUUGGAAAGUCUUGUCUGUGAACUCAAGGACUCUUGUUUGUUGCUUGAUGGUUCAACCAGUGAAAAGUUUUCUAUGCAUGAUGUUGUUCGUUUAAUUGCCAUUACAAUUGCAUAUAGUGAUCAUCACGUAUUUACAGAGCGAAAUGUCAUGGGGAGGGAAUGGUCAAAUGAAGAACUGAAAAAAUGCACUCAAAUCUCACUUGCUAAUUGUAACAUGAAUAGUGAGAUUUGGCCUCAAGGUUUGGAUUGUCCAAAACUUGAAUUUUUCAGUAUGAGGAUACAGGGUUCUUUUGAAAUUCCUGAAAGUUUUUUCAUAGGGAUGCGAAAUGUCAAGGUUCUAAGUUUCUUUAACCUGAAGGCAUUGUCCUUGCCAGCACCUCUUGGUCUUCUUAUAAAUCUUCAAACACUGUGUUUGAAUUAUGGCAAAUUUUCAGAUAUAACAAUCAUUGGAGAGUUGAGAAAACUAAAGAUUCUUAGCUUGCGACAUUGUAAGAUUAAGCAGUUGGUUGGAGAAAUAGGUAAAUUAACUCAGUUAAGGGUAUUAGAUUUAAGUGAUUGUGAGAAACUAGAAGUUAUAGUACCGAAUGUUAUAUCAAGCUUAUUCCGAUUGGAAGAAUUGUAUAUGAAUGGAUGCUCUAUUUCAUGGAAGCUUGAAAUACUUGAGGAGUUGAAGCAUUUGUCUCAAUUGACGACUUUAGAAAUAGAUAUUUCUGAUGAUCAAAUAUUGCCAAAAGACUUCAUCUCCAAAAAGUUAGAAAGGUACAAAAUAUCAAUUGGAAAUGGGGCUACUAAUUUUGGUGGGUACUUCAUAGAUGGUGGUUAUGGGGAGUACAUGGACGUUGAAAGCUAUUCAUUAAAUAAGCCUGCUGCUUUAAGAACACUGAAACUGAGUCUUAAUUCUUUCAUUUGGCAAGAGGAAUUGCAGUUGUUAUCGAAUGUUGAAUUCUUAUGCUUAGACAAAUUGCAGGGUAUCAAAAAUGAUCUCUCCGAAUUAGACAAGAAGGGUUUUUCUCAAUUAAAAUAUCUUCGUGUCCAUAAUAACCCUAACAUCUUGUGCAUUGUUGACUUAACAAGGUGCAUACCUCAUGAUGUCUUUCCACUCCUAGAGUCUCUAAUUUUUUUCAACUUGAUUAACUUGGAAAAGAUAUGUUAUGGUCUACCCUCAACAAAGUCUUUCUACUACUUAAAAUAUAUAGAACUGAAAAGUUGUGAUAAGUUGAAAAAUAUCUUCUCAUUCUCCAAUGCUAGCAAAAGUCUUCCACAACUUCAAAAAAUUAGGGUGGAAGAUUGCAGGAAUUUGACUGAAAUUUUUGCUGUUGAAAGUAAAAAUAGAGCAGACAAGAAUGGAGUAAUUGAUAAGAUUGAAUUCUGUCAAUUACGCUUCUUGACUUUGCUUAAUCUUCCAAGGAUUGCGAGCUUCUACUCAGAUAUCAAUUCUGAGGAUGAGGAAAUUGAUGUUGUCAUGCCAUUUUUCAACAAAAAGGUUGUUUUCCCUAGAUUGGAAGAAUUAAAUCUAGAAGCAAUUAAUUCUGAGAAGAUUUGGGGCAACAAACUUCCAGCAACCUCUUGUUGCUAUCAGAAUUUGAAAAAAUUGAUUGUGGAUGGCUGUCAAAAGCUAAAAUUUGUAUUUCCAUCAUUUAUAGUCAAAAACUUUGAGCAGCUUCAACACUUUGAGAUAAGUUAUUGUAAGGAAUUAAAGGAGAUUGUUGCCAGAGAAGAAACAAAGGGUAUUACUACAUUUAACUUUCCAAGGGUGGCCUUGUUGAAACUCAAAGAAUUGCCAGAGCUUACAACUUUCUGCCAUGGUAAACACAAUUCAAAUUGGCCCAUGUUAAAGGAGUUGGAGGUGUGUAAUUGUGACAGACUAGACAUAUUUUCUUCAGAAUAUAAGGUUAUUGUCCCCAAUUUGGAGAUCUUAAAAUUGGCUCCAGUUAAUGCUGAAAUACUUUGGGAUAGUCAACUUGCAGCAACUUCUUCUUGCUAUCAAAACUUGACACGCUUAAUUGUGGAUGGUUGUGAAAAACUAAAAUAUGUAUUUCCAUCUUCUAUGGUGAAAAGCUUUGAGCAGCUUGAACACAUUGAGAUAUGCAAUUGUAGUGCAUUGAAGGAGAUUAUUGCAAAAGGAAUAGAAGCAACCAAUACAUUUGUAUUUCCACGAGUAACCCUUCUAAAACUGAAGGAUUUGCCCAAACUUACAACUUUCUAUCCUGGAGUACACACUUCUGAAUGGCCAGUGUUAAAAAAGUUGGAGGUGCAUAAUUGUGACAAAGUAAAAGUAUUUACUUUAGAAUAUAUGAGCUUCCAUGAUAAUAAUGAGGGUCAACAUAAUAUUUGGGAGAAACAAUCCCUCUUCUUGGUGGAAAAGAUUAACCUCAAUUUGGAGAAAUUAACCCUAAGCAGAGUGGAUGACAUGAUAACAUUGCUGCAUCAGUUUCCAGAAAACUUUUGUAGAUGUACAGUUAAGAUCAAACAAGAUAAAUCUGCCAAUAUUUCGGUUGGCAUCCUUCAGAGAUCGGUUAAGCUGGAAAAACUCGAACUCAGUGACUGUUCAUAUGAAGAGAUAUUUACAUGUGGAGAGGAUGAGAAAGAUACAAAUAUCUUGAUACACAUAAAAGCUUUGAAGUUGAGUUAUCUUUCUGAUGCAAAGUACCUUUGGGGAAAAGGCUCCAAACUAAACUCUCUUCUUCAAAAUCUUGAAGUUCUAGAAGUAUAUGGUUGUGAAAGAAUGAUAAAUGUUCUGCCAUCCUCAGCAUCUUUUGAGAAUCUAACAGUUUUGAUUGUAGAGUGGUGUCAUGGAUUGAUGAACUUACUCACACCUUCAAUAGCAAAAAAUUUGGUGCAGUUGAGAGAAAUGAAAAUUCAAGGUUGCGCAAUGAUAACAGAAAUAGUAUCAGAUAAGACAAAUGUAGCAGCAGAAGAUGAAAUUGUUUUUGGAAAAUUGAAAUUGUUGUCACUUGACUACUUAGAAAGUCUCACAUGCUUUUGCCCUGGGGAUUAUGCAUUGAAAUUUCCACAUUUGGAAGAAUUGGUUGUGAAUGCUUGUCCUAAGAUGAAGACUUUCUCUAUAGGAAACUUAUACACACCAAGUUUACAGAAAGUUCAACAAGAUCGGUGGGAUAAAGACAAAUGGGGUUGGGUGGGUAACCUAAAUGCAACUAUACAACGUCUGCACGAAGAAGAGGAUAACUCCAAGUCAGACGAAUUGACACUAAGUGGAAAAGACGUCACACUUGUAUGGCAAGACCAGCUUCUAGAACAUCAGUUUUUCAAAGUGAAAAUUCUUAAGAUCAUUAAGGAUGAAUCAUCUAACAUUCCAAUUGAAAUCCUUCAGAGAUUUAACAAUCUCAAAAAACUGAUACUACGAUCGAGUUCAUAUAAAGAGAUAUUCUCAUGUGAAAAAGACGAGAAACAUGUAAGCAUGCUCACACAAAUAAAGAAGCUAGAGUUAUGGGGGCUUUUCAAUUUGGAGUACAUGUGGAAAGAAAAAUCCCAUCAGGACUCAAUUCUUCAAAAUCUUGAAAUGUUACAAGUAAAUUUUUGCCACAAUCUGAUUAGGAUAGUGCCAUCUUCAACAACUUUUGAAAAUCUAGUAACUCUAAAUGUGCGGUGUUGUGAUGGAUUGAUAGACUUAGUAUCAUCUUCAACAGCCAAAAGUCUAGUGCGACUUGAACAACUGAGAUUGUCACGAUGCAAAAUGAUGGAAGAAGUAGUAUCAAGUGAGGGGGGUACAAAAGUUGAGGAAAUUGUUUUUGACAAAUUAAAGCUACUGUCACUUGUUAAUCUAAAAAAUCUCACAAGCUUCUGCUCCGGGAAUUACAUCUUCAAAUUUCCAGCUUUGGAAGAAUUGAUAGUUUGGGAAUGCCACAAUAUGAAGACUUUCUUUGAAGGAGUCUUAAGUGUACCAAGUUUACGAAAAGUAAAACAGGAAUUGUAUGACAAAUUAGGAUGCUGGGAGGGUGACCUUAACACUACUAUUCAAUUUCUACACAGAAAAAAGUGAAUAUUCAGAGUUCUGAAAGGAUACAGAGCUAACUCCAAUGAAAUCUCUUGAAUAAGGCUCUUUCGUUUGUGGUUUGUGAGGCAUUAUUGCGGCUCAAGUUUCCGGUGUUGAGCAAUUCUGGAAUCAUCCUUUCUGUCGCAAAGCUCUCUCCUGGCCAUGCAGCUUAUCGUCACUUGGCAAGCUAUCAAAAUGGGAAGUUUGUGCUUGCAUACUGCAAUUUUCCUUGCGUUGAUUUAUUGGAACUUGCAAAGGCAUUUCUGUCCAAGGUCAAAUAUCAGAGCCGAGCUCUAAAUCAAUUUCAAUUGAUAUUUUUGUUUAUCUUGUCCAGCUUCUGGUUCCAGGUGUUCUGCUCCAUAAUAGAAUGUGAAUCCUCUGCUUCCUUGGUUCCCUGUAUUGUCCUGUCUUUCCAGAACCAACCUCUGCAACUGCUUACCUGCUGUGCUUGUCAUGGGAUUACGGCUGCUGUAGGUUUCUUCUGCAGGAUCCAAUCCCAGAUUUUCUCUACUGCUCUCCUGCUUUCUCUGGUUCACUGUAGCAGCUUAACUUUUCUGCUUCCCGGUUUUCACUGCAAUAGAAUCCUUCUAAUGCAGUCUGUUCCAGAUUUUAUUCUUCUCCAGUGCUCCAGUCUGUAUGACUGAAUUUAUUCUUCUACUGCCUUCCUUCUACUGCUUGCGGAGUUCUACUAUGGAGAUUUAUUUUUGCUGUGUUCCUCUUGAGCUGUUUUUUUCUGGAGCUGAAGUCUGCACAAGAAAGCUGUCUGUGCAGUUCUUGGAAGAAGCAAGCACUACCAGUCUGCCUGCUUCUUCGCCUUUCCUGAUUGUGCAGCAGUGCAGCCAUUUGGGUGAAAUCCUGCCAAUGUCCAAGCUGCCCGGGAAUAGCAGCAUUGAUCACCUCAUCCUUGCAGUUCUAGUUUUUUUCCCAGGUGCUACAAUUAGACAGAAGCAGGCCUUGCUCUGCAUAUUUUCAGUCAGCAGCAGUUCCUGCCCAGGCCAUUCUAGAACUUUUCCAGGUGCAGAAGUCAGGCAGAAGCUGAUCAAAUUAUGUAAAUUUCGUGCUGGGCUUCUUUCUCCUGUUUCAGCUGCUGCUUCGACCAUCUGUGAGAGUGCAAUUUUUUUUCUGGAUGUUUGUUGCUCCUCCCCGGUCCUGCAGCAUUUGCAUUAUGCAGGUGUAGGUCUGAGUGAUCAGAAUCCUGGAGGAUCUACUUUGUUGCUGGCUUGGAAGAAGGCACCCAGCUGGUUUAGCCUCAAAAUUAAAGUUUCGUUUUUUAUAAUAUAGGGUGUUGGCUUCCCUACAGAGUUGUCAGGAUGUUUAGCUCCCUUAGAACUAAUACAAAUGCAAUUUUUUGUGUGUUGUUUGGGUGAGAAAUUUUGUAUAGCAUAGACAAACCUGCACAUGUACUUGUAAAGGUAGGUGAUAUAAAGGUUUUGUUCGAUUC
Molecule: messenger RNA, 6874 nt
Organism: Mangifera indica (mango)
Lineage: Eukaryota; Viridiplantae; Streptophyta; Magnoliopsida; Sapindales; Anacardiaceae
Product: probable disease resistance protein At4g27220
Exons: 8
Coding region: 136-5439 (1767 amino acids)
Molecular function (GO): ADP binding
Source: RefSeq, a predicted model, not a curated record